This is a messenger RNA of Limulus polyphemus (Atlantic horseshoe crab), 3529 nucleotides long. Its product is annotated as protein nubbin-like. The coding region runs from base 25 to 1755 and encodes 576 amino acids. The transcript is spliced from 9 exons. Gene Ontology annotation, molecular function: RNA polymerase II cis-regulatory region sequence-specific DNA binding; DNA-binding transcription factor activity, RNA polymerase II-specific. NCBI's taxonomy places the organism in Eukaryota, Metazoa, Arthropoda, Merostomata, Xiphosura, Limulidae. The record is from RefSeq and is a predicted model, not a curated record. Gene Ontology annotation, biological process: regulation of transcription by RNA polymerase II.
UGGGCAAGCAAGUUCGGGCCUCGCAUGCCUUGGCCUGCCCCCGCCAUUCUCGAUUUGUCUAAGACGCCCCCUUUGUCCCCAGUGGACACAAUGAUCAAGAAGGAGCCACACUGUACCCAGUUUUAUAAAGACCCAGGAAUGAAUGGGGACCUAUCGAAUGACACCCAGGACAGUACCACUAGUCACUAUUCUGGAGAUUUACUUCAAGAUGAAGAUAGUGACUCGGAGAAAGCACUCAAUCUUGCCAUGGAUGACGAUGAACCAAUUGAUGCCACUAUCCACUCAAGCCAAGCCAGUAAAAACUAUAUGUUGUCCAAUAGCCAGACUUUCACAACCUCAAUGUCUACUCCUCAAGCUACCUCUCAACUGUCCAGAGAAACACCAUCUACUACAGCCACCCUCUCUACAACUUCAGUGGUGACAACCACAACAGCAGCGGCUUUGGCAGCUGCUGCAGCAGCUGCAGGACAGCUGUCCUUAAACCAGUUAAUGGUUUCCCCAACACAACAGUCUAUGUUAAUGCAGGCAGGCCUGGCACAACAGUUUCAACUGGGAAAAAUUCCAGUAACAUCGGGCUUGACUGGUUUACAACUUAGUCCUCAAGAUAUUCAACAUUUGCAACAGCAGCUUCAGCAACACCAACAGAGUCUACAGAACAUGGGUCAGUUUGUAUUCCUCCAACCCAGUCAGCUAUCAGCCAGCAUGCAAGCUCAGUUCUUCCUUCAAAACCAGGGACUUUUAAUGCAGCAGUCUCUUCAGAACCUCCAACUUCAAGCAAGUCAAGCUACUGUCUCUCUUCCUCAAAGUGUGUUAACUCCACAGGUAGCAGCAGCCGCUGCUGCAGCUCAACAACACUUGCAGCAACUACAACAACAAUCGCAAUCCUCUCAGACACCUCAACAACAACCCCAAGUUGUUCCUUCUCAUUCUUCACCCCAACCUAAGAACGUAACCGUUGCCCCCCUUGUUAAAUCCAGACCUUCUGAACCCAGUCCCGAGGAAAUAACAGACCUUGAGGAAUUAGAGCAGUUCGCCAAGACCUUCAAGCAGAGGCGAAUAAAACUGGGUUUCACCCAAGGUGAUGUUGGUCUUGCUAUGGGUAAGCUGUAUGGAAAUGACUUCAGUCAAACCACCAUAUCACGGUUUGAAGCGCUAAACCUUAGCUUCAAAAAUAUGUGUAAACUGAAACCACUUCUUCAGCGAUGGUUAGAAGAUGCUGAUGCAUCUCUUAGCAAUCCAGCAUCUCUCACCAGUGCUCACACUUGUCCAGAUGCUGUUGGAAAGAGGAGAAAGAAGAGAACCAGUAUUGAAACAAAUAUACGGGUGGCAUUAGAAAAGGCCUUCAAACAGAUGCCUAAGCCAACAUCAGAGGAGAUUACCAUGCUUGCUGACUCCCUAGCUAUGGAGAAGGAAGUAGUGCGUGUGUGGUUCUGUAACCGUCGCCAAAAGGAGAAGAGGAUAAACCCACCAACUUCAAUGAUUGGUUCUUUUUCAAGCAUGGCCUCUUCUGUAAGCCCUCCAAUAGCUGUUUCUGCUGCUGCUGCAUCACUUGGAGUAACAGCAGCAGUAACUUCCCAGAGUUCUUCCCACACUGUCACAUCAACUGUAUCAUCCACGAUUAGUGUUUUUCCUGCUCUAACGCCCAUUAGUUCUGCUCAACCUGUUCCUUUAAUUGCCAUGACUCCUCCCAGUGCUCGAAAUAUGACGUUGAUACGUCCAACUACCACAGUAGCAUCUACAAUCAAAACAGAUUAGACAGAACCUAUUACUUUAAAUGAAAGUGACUAUCUCGUAGAUUGUUUGUAACUUCAAGUAUGUUGAGAGCAGGCAGUUCUUUUCACAAGUAUAUGCCAUACUAUAGUUCCUAGGGUGAAGUUCAUGGGAAAGAGCCUCACUGAGAAAGACUGUCCACAUUAUUGGAUGUUAAACGGGUACAUAUAAAUAUAUAUAUUUACAUCUAUCAAAGAAGAGGGGUAGUAGCCUCAUUAGUAGUGGACACCAGUGAACAACAAGAUACCUCGAAUCAAUUUUUAGAUUAAACUACUUCAAAACUAAAUACCUCAGUGUUACACUGUGCAAGUAAUGUAAGAGACUUACCUGAAUUCAGCUUUGACUCAGGGAACACGUUAUUUUAUCAUUGCUUUCAACUGAAGCGGAUGGUUUACCUCACAGCUAACAGUUUAUAUCUUAUAAACAUGUAGUUCUGAACCCAACAACUUGACUCACCUCCACAGUGCGUUUUGAGACAUUAUCUUUUUUUUUAACUGUUAUUUUUUCAGCCACUUCACUAACAGAAUCUUGGAAACCUUUAAGUUGGCCUGUACUCGCUUGGCGGAAAGACUCUUCAUAAAAAAAUCAGUGUUACUCCUUAUACCUUGAAGUUAUCAUUUUUUACUUAUUAUUAUUUUUCUUUAAUUUUUUUUUCUUCCAAGUUUUAUCACUAGAACAGCCUAUCUACAUUUUUAAAAUCAGUGUAUGUAUUCAAACCUUGUAUGAUUGUGGUGUAAUUUUCAAGUUCUUUUUUUUAUAUAAGCCAUAAAAAACUUAGAUUAUUCUAAGCUUGAAGGAGUUAAGAUUAUAAUGGUGGAAUACAUCUGUUAUCAAGAGAGAUUUUCCCUUUCAUGAAUUGUGUUGAGAUAUAAAUAGCACAUUGUUAUAUUGUUGUUUAGUUACAGCUUAAUCAACAUGGUAUUCUUAUCACUGUUUGUACAUAAAUCAUUAGUGGGCCAUGUGUUUUGAAGGGGGUCAUAAAUUCAUAGGGAAUGGUUUUUAUAUAUACAAAAAUUCUUUGUAUCUAUUAUCACAGGCAUUUAAUGUUUACUUAUCCUGUGGUCUAAAUCAUGUAUCAGCCAAUUGAUAUUCACCAGAGUUGUUUAUUUUCUAAAGCUGUUCAUUUCUGAAAGGUUAGUAGACCAAACAAGAGGGGUUGUAAGGCAUAUUUUUAGUUUAAUGUACUAGUAAGUGUGCAGUACGAGUUUAAUGUACUACUAAGUGUGCAGGACUAGUUUAAUGUACUACUGAGUGUGUAGGGCUAGUUUAAUGUACUACUGAGUGUGCAGGACCAGUUUAAUGUACUACUGAGUGUGCAGGACUUGUUUAAUGUACUACUGAGUGUGCAGGACCAGUUUAAUGUACUACUGAGUGUGCAGGAUGAGUUUAAUGUACUACUAAGUGUGCAGGACUAGUUUAAUGUACUACUGAGUGUGCAGGACUAGUUUAAUGUACUACUGAAUGUGCAGGACUUGUUUAAUGUACUACUGAGUGUGCAGGACUAGUUUAAUGUACUACUGAGUGUGCAGGACUUGUUUAAUAUACUACUGAGCAUGCAGGACUAGUUUAAUGUGCUACUGAGUGUGCAGGACUUGUUUAAUGUACUACUGAGUGUGCAUGACUAGUUUAAUGUACUACUGAGUGUGCAGGACUUGUUUAAUAUACUACUGAGCGUGCAGGACUAGUUUAAUGUACUACUGGGUGUGCAGGAUGAGUUUAAUAUACUACUGAGUGUGCAGGACUAGUUUAAUGGACUACU